AUGGUGGAAGCCCCACCCAAGCUCCAGCCCGCCGCCGCGACGUCGUGGCCGGAGCUGCUCGCCCCAUUCGACCUCUCCCGCCUUCGCUCCACGCUCUCCUGCCGCCCGCUCACCCCGCGCCGCCUCGCCCGCCUCCUCGCGCUCCCGCUGUCGCCGUCCACCUCCCUCCUCCUUCUCCAGUGGUACGCCGCCUCCCACCCCGCCGUCUCCUCUCUCCCGCUCCGCCCCCUCCUCGCCGCCGCCGACGCAGACCCGGAGCGCGCGCUCUCCCUCCUCGAAUCCAUCCCCUCCUCCCACCUCCCCCCAAUCCGCGAGUCCCUCCUCAUCCCGCUCUUGCGCUCCUUGGCCCCCGGCCGCGCCCUCCACCUGCUCGACCAGUUGCCCCGCCGCUUCGCCGUGACACCCUCCUUCCGCUCCUACAACACCGUCCUCGCGGCGCUCGCCAGGGCCGACUGCCACACCGACGUGCUCGGGCUCUACCACCGGAUGGUCCACAGGGACCGCGUCCCACCCACCACCUUCACCUUCGGCAUCGCGGCACGCGCCCUCUGCCGCCUCGGACGUGCCGACGAGGCGCUCGUGAUGCUCCGCAGCAUGGCGCGGCACGGUUGCAUACCCGACACAGUGCUCUACCAGACGGUCAUCCACGCGCUGUGUGCCCAGGGUGGCGUCAACGAGGCUGCCACGCUCCUCGACGAGAUGUUCCUCAUGGGGUGCUCCGCGGAUACCCAAACCUUCAAUGACAUCGUGCACGGGCUAUGCACGCUCGGGCGUCUACGCGAGGCGGCGAGGCUGGUGGACAGGAUGCUGGUAAGAGGAUGCGUGCCAAACUCCAUGACGUACGGAUUCCUUCUCCAGGGCCUGUGUCGAGCAAAGCAGGUGGAUGAGGCACGCACAAUGCUCGGGAGGGUGCCGGAGUUGAAUGUUGUGCUGUUUAACACGGUGAUUGGGGGUUGUCUUUCCGAUGGGAAGCUAACGGAGGCGACAGAGCUGUAUGAGAUAAUGGGAUCAAAAGGCUGCCCACCAGAUGUACACACUUUUAGUAUAUUGAUACACGGGUUCUGCAAGCGUGGGGAGGUUGGUUCCGCCAUGAGGGUUCUUAGAGAGAUGGAGGAUAAGGGUUGUGCUCCAAACAUGGUGACCUACACGAUUUUGCUGCAUUCCUUUUGCAGGAAAGGCAUGUGGGAUGAUAUAAGAGAAAUGCUGGAGGUACUGUCGGCAAAGGGCUUGAGCAUGAAUUCGCAAGGAUACAAUGGAAUGAUAUAUGCUGUAUGUAAGGAAGGCAGGAUGGAUGACGCGAGGACACUCAUGCAAGAGAUGAAGUGUAAAGGUUACAAGCCUGAUAUUUGCACGUAUAACACAAUAAUUUAUCAUCUCUGCAAGAAUGACCAGAUCGAAGAGGCUGAGUAUCUAUUUGAGAAUUUGCUUGACGAGGGUGUUGUGGCCAAUGGGAUAACUUAUAAUACACUCAUUCAUGCACUGUUGCGCAAAGGAAGCUUGAAGGAUGCCAUAAACCUUGCUAAUGAUAUGGUACUUCAUGGCUGCUCACUUGAUGUUGUUACUUACAAUGGUCUCAUAAAAGCCCUGUGCAGAGAUGGGAAUGUUGAUCGGAGCGUGGCGUUGCUGACGGAAAUGACAGAAAACGGAAUUAAGCCAAAUAAUGUUACGUACAACCUCUUGGUUAGUGAGCUCUGUAAGAAUAGAAGAGUGCGUGAUGCACUAGAGCUCUCAAAGGAGAUGUUAAACCAAGGCCUUACUCCUGACAUUGUCACGUACAACACACUCAUAAAUGGGUUAUGCAAAAUGGGAUGGAUGCGUGCUGCCCUGAAUCUCCUAGAGAAGUUACAAAGUGAAGAUGUGUGUGCCGAUAUUAUUACGUAUAAUAUCCUCAUUAGUUGGCACUGCAAGGCGAGAUUCUUUGAUGAUGCUAAUAUGCUUCUGAACAGAGCAGUGGCUGAUGGGAUAACACCUAAUGAGCGUACAUGGGGAAUUAUGGUGCCAAAUUUUGCUAGAAAGCCACUUAGUUUUUUAUCUGACGAGGUUGAAGGUCAUUAAUUUGUUUUUGCUCUGUAUUGUAUGUUAUGGUUAGUUGUCAUGGGCUCAUGGCUUUUGGAAUCGCCACAACUUCAGAGGUUGUAAAGAUCAAAAUGGGAAGAUCAUGGUGUCCAUCAUAAUCUUCACCAUGUUGUCCUGGUAUGUAUGUCUCUUCCUGUUAGAAGUUUGUGCUCUGUGCCAUGACUACAGCAUUAAUUCAUUAUCUUGUUGUACCAUGGCAGGUGUAUGUUCAGUGGAUGAUAGAUACAGUUACUCAGAUCCAUCUUGACAUGUUCUAGCUGUAGUUACAUGGAAAAUACAGAAAGUAUUGAAACCUCAGUUGCAUCAUUAUUUUUUAAUCAAUAUGUUGAAACCUCACUAUAAAGCCAUGGAUCUCUCAGUUAAAAUCAAAGAUGUCUAUAUCUCUUAUAUUUCUUUGUGAGUAAUUAUAUUGCAUAAUUUAUCAACUAGGGUACAUUUUGAUAGAAAUCAGAGUCAGGAUUAAUUUGUUCCAUUUACUGAUUCACUGCAAUGCCACAGUGGAGCUCUGCUUAAUUGUUCCAGUCCUUGUCAACCUCUGAUAUUGAUUAAGAACAACUGCAAAAGACAAAGGCAUUCUCCUUAAAUGAAUUUGCUAUUUUUAUCUAUAGUUCUGACUGAAAAACUGUGAAUAACGAGCGGAAUAGUUCAGGUUAUUGGAAAAAACAAAGUACGUGAAACCUGCGAUGCUGCCGGUCUUUAUACUUCAACAUGCAGUAGUGCAGUGUUAUAUAAUUUAGCAAAUACCAUGUCUCAUCGAUGCAUUUUCCUUGGCCUUUGAGCUUGCCAACUUUCUAGUUAGUAGUUACUACAAAUUAGUCAAACGAGGGAAAUUGAUUCAUCUUGAUAGUUGAAUACUGUCCAUUUUAAGGAAAACAUGCCCUUUGCUGUGAUGGCUGCCCAUCAACCUAAGCUCCAUGUAUGGUGACUGUGUAGUUCUAAAGCACCAAUUAUUGUGAUUUACGAGUGGUUGGGAUUUCAUGUGAUGAUGUUCUUAAUUAUAAUGAAGAUGCCGACGUUUGCCAGUUUUCAUUGAAGAAUGAAUUACUCUCAUCUCUGAUUCAGUUGAAGUGAAUAUUACCAGAAAAGCUAAACCUUCAAUGUCUCCUCCAUGCUUUCCUUUGGCAGGACAUGUUUGUUGUGUGAGUGUGACCUCAAUUUUAUUUGUUUGCAAUGUUUUUACAAUGUGGUAACCCAUAGAUACUUAAAAUUUGCACAUCUCUGGAUUAGUUGGCCACUUGGAAUGGGUUUGUGAUGCUGUUGUCUGCAGUAUGGAGGUCCAUGCCUGGGCUCCUGUAUGCGUUUUGAUUUUUCAACUGAACAUUCCCUCAUGUCCUUUCCAUCUCAUGUACAUUUGCACCAUUGUCCAUUCAAAACAAAGGUGAGAGAUGUCAUAACACCUGAACUUUUAAACAUCAUUGUGAGCUAAAUUUUAUUUGGUUGUGACUAGUUUCGAAGUUUGCAGAUAGAAUGUUAUUCGAUUUUAUACUAGGCAUCAUAUACUAUACUUUUGUUUCGGACUUUGGAGAAUUUUUUUUUUUUUUGCUAGCAUCUAUGCGUGAACCCUACACACGUUCCUUUGUUUUCUAUCUUGUUUCUCUUUGCAUCUCCUCUCCUUUGUUACAUUGCUGAAUUCGACAUGGAAUGGUUUGAUUGGGUUACUCUAGAAAACUUAAAAAUCAUAACAAAUGGAUUGAUUUACUGUUUUUUUUGUUAUGCAUAAGUGGAUCAUAUGCAUUUUUUGUAUUUCGUUUGAGAAUUUGUCUUGAUGCUCAUACGUUAGUAUUUUUCAUCAUCUCGGUCGUAAAUUAGAUUAGACUAAUGGUCAGGUACAGGCAGCAGGGGAGCUAUAUUUGUUAUAUAGUCCCAUGUAUAAUAGAUCUUACAUCAGCUUCUGUUCAUCAGGAGUGAACUAAUUACCUAAUUAUUGUUAACCUUAGUUUACCUGAAGGGUCCGCUUUCACAAAAUGGGCAACCAGCAAUUUCCAAAUCAAAACCAAGGGAUGCAAUUUUGAAGACUCCCAGUAAUGUUUCUGUUCUAUAUAUUCAUGCUUUUGCCGUUUGCAAGGUCGGCCUAUGCCGAUAAAGCUCUCUGCCGGUUGCAAGGUUUGCAUAUGCCGGAAAAUGUUCAAUGCCAUGUAACUUGAAACUUUUUCUUGAUUAUAGUGUGCUUGGUGAAAGGAUGGAUUACUAUUGAAACUUUUUCUGACAUCCCAACCUUUGAAUGGAGAGCCUAUUUAUUGUGCUGCUGGUGCUUCUGAUUUUUGUAUGCAGGAACAGUAUAUACACCAGACUAUAAAUGAAACAGGGGCCACUAUUCUAGUAGGAGGAAAGGAUUCAGGACAUCUUAGCAAUAGCCAUGCUGGAGAGCUGAUGAAUCCUGGAAGAUGUGUACCCUAAGAUGAUUGGCUGACGUCCCCUGAAGACUCCUUCCUUCAUCAGGGUGAUGUUUGCUGACGACAAUGUGGUCGUGGCACGACCAGCCAAUGCCGGCCUUGGAGCGGGCGCAAGGUUCAGUGCUAUGGACCCACAGUUCCAAUGAUCAACUGCUGUCCAUGACCUGCGGCAUAUCUGGGGAACAAUUCCUUUAUCCAUUCAAACUGCAAGGUCGUGCAAGGCAAUGGUUGUGUGUUUAUACAGGCUAGGACAGAGUUAUUGUGCAUAACAAAAGAUUAGUAGUGCUCAGGCAGCUAAGUUUCUUACC
Molecule: messenger RNA, 4777 nt
Organism: Lolium rigidum
Lineage: Eukaryota; Viridiplantae; Streptophyta; Magnoliopsida; Poales; Poaceae
Product: pentatricopeptide repeat-containing protein At5g64320, mitochondrial
Exons: 2
Coding region: 1-2055 (684 amino acids)
Molecular function (GO): protein binding
Source: RefSeq, a predicted model, not a curated record